This is a messenger RNA of Rhincodon typus (whale shark), 1053 nucleotides long. RefSeq names its product INO80 complex subunit C (gene ino80c). Lineage: Eukaryota; Metazoa; Chordata; Chondrichthyes; Orectolobiformes; Rhincodontidae. The coding region runs from base 11 to 649 and encodes 212 amino acids. Gene Ontology annotation, cellular component: Ino80 complex. The record is from RefSeq and is a predicted model, not a curated record. The transcript is spliced from 5 exons. Gene Ontology annotation, biological process: chromatin remodeling.
ACUAUACGAAAUGACACAGUGCGCAUGCCUAUUUCGCCCGGAAGGCGUGACGCAAUCGCGCACGGAAUCGUUUCCUUGGUUUCCUGGAAACGUGAAAAGAAUGGCGGCCAUGGUAUCGCAGGUGGCAGUGGUGGCAUCGACUCCCACCAAACCUCGGAAUAAGAAAAGGCCGACAAGUCCGGGGAACAGCGGGGGUGUGGCUGCGAAGAAGAAGAGAAUAGGACAGAAUGUUGUGUUGGAUACUAUCGGUGAGAAUCAAAGUUUGGCUACAGAUUCCAGUCCAGGGCACGGAGAGCCUGCAGUAAAACCUUUGAUAUUUAAGGAUCCAAAUUUUAUUCAUUCUGGCAUAGGUGGUGCAGGGGCUGGGAAGAAGAGUCGUGUUUGGAAAAACCUGAAACAAAUUCUUGCUACUGAGCGGAUGUUACCAUGGAAACUGAAUGAUCCUAACUAUUCCAGCAUUGAUGCUCUUCCUUCCUUUAAACCAGCCAAAAAAUACUCAGAUAUUUCAGGACUUCCUGCCAAUUAUACAGACCCACAAAGUAAGCUACGAUUUAGCAGCACAGAGGAGUUUUCCUACAUUCGUAUGCUUCCGUCAGACAUUGUGACUGGUUAUUUGGCUUUAAGGAAAGCAACAAGCAUAGUACCGUGAAAUAGGACACAAUUGUCUUUCUGAAGUAUGUGAAAACAAAUUUUCUGUUGCACAAAGCAACACAUGGUGACUUAUGACAUUUGGAAGUUCCUGUGCAUCUCAACAAAAAAAUUCCAGCAACUGAAGUUUUGGCAACAGAGGUUUUAAGAAAAAUUGUAAAUGGGAAAUGCAAACUACCAUAAAACUACAAAAACUCCCCUGAUGAAACUUCAGGAUGUACAGAAAAUGAUACAUGUACAGCUAAUAUAUUGUAAAACUGCUCUUGUAUAUUUUUCCAAAGGAUGCUGGUUAUUAAAAAAAAUGUUUUAAUGGCCUUACGGCAAUCCAAACAAGGAAAAAAAUGAAGAGAAGAUGAAAUUAUCAAAAUAUUUGGAUAUAAAAUAAAUAUUAAUUUUGGAAAAUGA